AUGAAUGGGAUACAGGUAGAUGUGAACCAUUUAAAAAAGGGGGAGGUCAGCUUGGGUACCUCAAUCAUGGCAGUAACGUUCAAGGAUGGCGUCAUAUUGGGUGCUGAUUCACGAACUACAACUGGGGCAUAUAUUGCAAAUCGUGUCACCGACAAAUUGACAAGGGUUCACGAGAAGAUUUGGUGUUGUAGAUCAGGGUCUGCUGCUGACACACAGGCUGUCGCUGACAUAGUCCAAUACUAUCUUGAUCUCUACACGUCUCAAUUUGGUGAGCCCUCUACAAAAACUGCAGCUUCCGUGUUCAAGUCCUUAUGCUACGAAAAUAAAGAUAAUUUGACAGCAGGUAUCAUCGUUGCAGGUUACGACGAAAAAAAUAAAGGCGAAGUGUACAGUAUACCAUUAGGAGGAUCUGUCCACAAGCAACCUUACGCAAUUGCUGGUUCUGGUUCAACAUUCAUUUACGGAUACUGUGAUAAAAACUUCAAAGAGAAUAUGUCAAAAGAAGAAACAAUAGAUUUCAUGAAGAAUUCGCUAUCACAGGCCAUAAAAUGGGAUGGAUCAUCAGGUGGUGUUAUAAGAAUGGUUGUUUUGACCAAAGAUGGUGCCGAGCGGUUGAUCUUUUACCCAGAGGAGUAUGAAAACUUGUAA
Molecule: messenger RNA, 648 nt
Organism: Lachancea fermentati
Lineage: Eukaryota; Fungi; Ascomycota; Saccharomycetes; Saccharomycetales; Saccharomycetaceae
Source: the annotation of a GenBank genome assembly